Messenger RNA from Magallana angulata, 625 nucleotides. RefSeq lists its product as uncharacterized. The record is from RefSeq and is a predicted model, not a curated record. The transcript is spliced from 5 exons. The coding region runs from base 56 to 625 and encodes 189 amino acids. Lineage: Eukaryota; Metazoa; Mollusca; Bivalvia; Ostreida; Ostreidae.
AACGCCACGUCUCGAUCGAUAACCUUCUUCCGGUUUGUGAAUCUGCCAUUCCAAAAUGAUAAGUGCAACAGCUUUCCUUGACUUUUUGAUAGCGGGAUUAUUUGCAUUGACUUUAGUGGAAGGUAGAAGGAUGAGUUUUGUCGACAACUGUCCAACAAAUCCAGCUGAAAUUGAAAUUGCGUCAAAACGGCUUAAAUGCAUGAAUGAUAUAUAUGGAAAUAAUCAAUAUAUAUGUGUUCCUAAUUUUAAUAAAACGUCAUUGGUGGAAUUCUGCUUUGAUGGAGUUAUGGGUAUUCAUAAGAAAAACCAUUGUGUCGAAACUGAUGGACAAUCAUUAAAAGAAUUCAACUGUCUCAACUUUUCGUCUGGGUGCCCACAAGAGCUUCAUUGGAGUUAUGAAUUUUACAAACAUCCUGCUUGUCAAAACAUCAACACAGAGCACCACUGCUAUGCCUUGGACCCGUCUUGCCCACAUCAAGUGCUCGAAAAGGACACAGGUUAUCGUGACACAAUUACUCCAACAUGGAUCAUCGUUGCUAUUAUCGUUGUGGGCGUGCUUACUCUUGUCUUUGCGUGUUUUUUGCUUUUUCAGAAGGUACACAAGAAAUGGACAAGAGAUCGCUAA